Messenger RNA from Cavenderia fasciculata, 5361 nucleotides. It is a transcript of the gene fimD, whose product is annotated as actin binding protein. Gene Ontology annotation, cellular component: actin filament; actin filament bundle; cytoplasm. Gene Ontology annotation, biological process: actin filament network formation; actin filament bundle assembly. The coding region runs from base 1 to 5361 and encodes 1786 amino acids. NCBI's taxonomy places the organism in Eukaryota, Evosea, Eumycetozoa, Acytosteliales, Cavenderiaceae. The transcript has 9 exons. Gene Ontology annotation, molecular function: actin filament binding. The record is from RefSeq and is a predicted model, not a curated record.
AUGAGUUCAGGGAGUAAUACAACCACUCCAAGUAAUAAUAGUAGUGGAGGUGGGAGUGGGACGAAUACAGGUGCAUUCCACUCCAUGUCGGCACCAGCUACUACUACAUCGGGCAACCUAUCCCCAUUCUCACCAUCUGUGAUAAACCCAGACUCGACGACAAUGACAAUGUCACCAUUUAGUAUUAGUAAACAUCGUCAAGUCAUUAGAACACCCAGUGGUGAUAGUAUAGGAAGUCCAAUUAGAGGUGGAGGAGGUGGAUUAUUCUCACCACCAGAAUCACCAUAUUCUUCAAGACUGACUAAAACACCACCAUUUGAAAUGGAAAAGUUAAGAGAAAAGAUACAACAUCUUGGAUGGAUGGGAUCACCCAACCAAUCGGGUUCAAAAGGUAGAGCUCGUUCCAAUUCAAUGGCUAUAGGGUCGCCUGGCUCUGUUGCAUUUCUACACAGUCAAUUAGAAGAGGUGUCAAGACUACUAGAAGAAAAGGAAAAGGAUGUUCAAUUGGCUGCAGAGAUUGGUAAAAUGUUACUUGAAAAGAAUAGUGAUCUUGAAACUCAAGUUUAUCAACUAUCAGAUUUAGAAAGAUCUUUUUCUGAACAAUUAUCUCAUAUGGAUUUCUUAAAAUCUCAAAACGAUACAUUAAAUGUAAAUUUAAAAGAAGCAACAUUAUUAAAUGAUAUGUUGGAAGAAAAGGUGGCAGAUUCAUUAUCGAUGCUUGGUAAAUUAAAAACACAAUCAUCAAAAUCUAAAAAGAAACAUGGUAGUGGUCAAAUAGACCAAGGUGACCUAGAUCUACUCAAUCAUGAAAUCGAAGAAUUAAAAUCAAAAGAUAUUCAAAAAGAGAAAUCUUUUAUUAGAUUAAAAUGUGAACAUGAAACAACUGUAAAUAAAUUGGAAAUACUAUCAAACGAGUAUGAGAAUAGUAUGGAGAGAAUUAAAGAUAUGGAAUUAUUAAAAGAGAAAUAUCAUCACAUUUUAACGAAAAAUAAUUCAUUGGUAUCGAUUGCAAAGGAUAUGGCAACUCGAAGGUCAAUCAUUGAAGAGUUUAAUUUAAUUAAAGAUCAUUUUGAAGAGACUCUUGGUACUAUCCUCACCACUACUUCCACACUGACAGCCGAUCAAUUUGACAGAGACCAAGAAUUGGCAAUCCUAAACAAAUCAAAAGAGAUUAUUGAUCAAUUAAGUUUAGAAGAAUCAUCAUUACCAAUUGUAACACAAUUAAUGGAAUUAUUAAAAACUAUAGAUCAAGAGGAAAAGGAUAGAAUACAAGCUAGAGAAUCAUCAGGUCGAAGAUACACCAUUUACAACAAAGAUGAUAUUCAUCUUGAGGAUGGAGAAGAUGAUUUAUUAGAUCAUAUUCAUAGUGAUAGUAGUGAUAGUGAUGAUUCAAUGACAUCACAAUUAAAAGAACAAGAAGAUCUUGAAAAUGAUAUUUCAAGUCAAAAUUUAAAACGUAGUUCUAUUUUAUUGUUGAUUGCAUUAUAUUCAAGUAAUAAAAACAAGGAUAUAAGUGAAAGAUUUAACAGGAAUAUAUUGUCCAUAUCAGAGCUGCAAGAGGAUAUUGUAGAGUUGAAUGAAAAGUUGGCAACAAACAACAAAAUCAAUGCAAAAUUGGAAUUGGAUGGACUGAAUAGAAUACAAGAUCUAGAGACCAAAUUAUUACAAUCAGAGGAGAAUGUUGACCUUUUAAAAAAUUCAAUUCAACAAUUACAAGAUCAAUAUUCUGAACCAGAGAAAAAUCCUCAAAUUGUAAGACAAAUGAAUAUGAUAAAAGAAGUACAAGAUAGAUAUACAACAUUAUUAAGUGAAUAUAGAAAAUUGGAAUUGGAAAAUAAUAAGAAUAUGGAGAUAUUAGAAUCAAGACUAAAAGAAAAAGAGUUUAGCAUACACAAUUUAACAUUGAAUUUGGAGGCAGCUAAAAAAUUAGAGGACGAAUUACAAAUUGAAAAAGAGUAUUCUCUAAAAGUCAAAAAGGAAUUAGAAGAGUUGAUUGGUCAACACGAUAGGGAAAAAGGAGAGACUAGUCGAUUACAUGGAUUAUUGUCGGCUAGAGACAUUGACUAUCAAUCAUUGGUAUCGAAAAUGGAUCAAUUUGCAACAAGUCAUGCCAAAGAAUUGGAAGAGUUGAAAUUGUCGUUACAGACAUGUGAGGAGGAAAGAAAACUAGCACUCCAACAAUUACAAGAUACCAAAUCAGAUCAUCAAAGUAGUAUCAAGGAAUUGAUGAAUAAGCAUAGAUUGGAAAUUGAUGAGAUUCAAAUUCAAGAAUGUGUCAUUUGCAAUGACAAACAAUUAGAGAUAUCUCGGUUGAUUGUCAACUUGGAUGAAAAGGAACGUGGGUUUAUCGAAGAGAUGGAUCGUCUCAAAGGACAGUCUUGCCAAUCUUGUAUAGACAAGACUGCACAGUUGGAUAGUAGUUCACUGGAAAUCAGACAUUUGAAAAUUGAAUUGGAUCGAUUGACCAAUCAAUCAUGCCAGUCUUGUGCCAACAAAGACUUACAACUCGGAGGUCAAUUGGAUGAAAUUAAUUUGAUAAAAGAUGAAAAUACAAGACUCAAAGAGGAUGCAGUCAAAUCAAACGAUGAAUUGACAAGACUCAAAGAAGAUGCUGUCAAAUCAAAUGGUGAAUUGACAAGACUGUUGGAUCAAUCCACUCUAGACAAAGACCAACACACUAUCCUCAAAGACGAGAUUGCAAGAUUAAUGGAAGAGAUUGCCAAAUCAAACGGUGAAAUUACAAGAUUAAAAGAUGAUGCUAUCAAAUCAAAUGAUGAAAUGUCAAGAUUAAAAGAUCAAGUCGAUCAAUCAAACCAACAAGUUUCCAAUUUAAUCAAUGAAUCUACCAAACCAAAUGAAGAAAUCAUUCGAUUAAAAGUUCAAGUAGACAAAUCAAACGGUGAAAAUGCAAGAUUAAAUGAACAAUUGACCAAAUCAAAUCAACAUACUUCUCAAUUGGUUGAACAAGUUGAAAGAUCUACAGAUGAAAUCACAAGAUUAAAACAAGAAAAUACAAGAUUGGUAGAUGAAUUAACCAAAUCAAAUGACCAAAAUUCUCAAUUGACUGAACAAUUAAAUCAAUCAAAUAAUGAAAAUAGAAGAUUAAAUGAUAAAAAUGCAAGAUUAAAGGAUGAAAAUCAUAGAUUGUCAGAAGAAAUAAUCAAAUUAAAUCAACAAUUGUCUCUAUCAAAUGGAAGUUCAACAGAUGAAAUUACAAGAUUAAAGCAACAAAUUGGUGAUUCAUCUGAUGAAAAUACAAGAUUAAAACAAGAUAACGCAAGAUUGGUAGAUGAAAUUUCAAAAUCAAAUCAACAAUUGACUCUAUCAAAUGAACAAAUUGAAAGAUCAAAAGAUGAAAUGAUCAAAUUAAAACAACAAUUUGAUGAUGAAAAUACAAGACUAAAACAAGAGAAUACAAAAUUGACAGAGGAAAAUCAAAAAUUGGUAGAUGAAAUAGAACAAUUGGCCAAAUCAAACCAACAAUCCUCUCAAUUGGUAGAACAAAUUGAAAGAUCAAAAGAUGAAAUAACAAGAUUAAAACAACAAUUUGAUGAUACAUUUGAUGAAAAUACAAGAUUAAAACAAGAGAAUACAUUGUUGCAAGAAGAAAAUCAAAGAUUAAAAGAUGAAAAUGCAAAAUUGAAAUUACAGUUGGAUAGUCUUGCUAAUCAAUUGGCUAAUCAAGAACAAGAGAAAUCAAGAUUAUUAGAAAUUCAUAAAUUAAAGAUUGAUGAGAUUGAAAGAGAAAAGGAAAUUGCAAUUGCAGAGUGUUCUCGUAAUAAUACUCCUAGAGAGAACAGUAGCAAUCAGCAACACACAUGUAUAGAAGGAUCAUUAAAUGGUAGAGAAUUGGAAAUGGUUAAACAUGUAUUACAAAUAUUACCAGAUUCAUCUUUAUCCAUUACUUGUAAAUAUUGUACUAUUAACAAAUUAUUAACUGGUAAAAUAUUUUGUAAUGUAUUAAAUUAUUAUAUCAAUGAUUGUAUUGAUACUAGAGCAUUACUAGUUACAGAUGAUAGUAGUAAUAAUAAUAAUAAUCAAUCAAUUGAAAAUAACAAGGACAAUUUAACUUUAAUCAUUAGUACUUUGAAAUUAUUUGGUGGAUAUACUAAUUUCCAAGUUGAUGAUAUUAUGUAUAAUGAUGUAGCAUUAUUUAAAUUAUUAUUUGAAGUGUUGUAUGUUGGUAUAUUACAUACAAUCAAUUUAGAAAAACAUCCAGAAUUGGCAUUCUUGUGGAAAAAUAACCCAUUAAAACAAAAUGAAAAGGAAAAGGAAAGUUGGGAUAAUUUUGUUCGUUUGGACCCAUCAAUCUAUAUUAAAAGAUGGUUUAAUCAUUUCUUAAAAAAGGAUCAAAAUAUUAUUAAACAAGAUUUUACAAAAUUAAAUGAAUUAAAAGUAUGGAAUUCAAUAAUGAAACAAUUAUAUCCGGAUUGUGGAAUUACAUUGAAUAGUUCAAUUGAGGAGAUUAUAGAUUAUAUAAAGAAUGUAUUGGGGUGUCCUAGAAUUGUGACAUUAUUGGAUUUGCAGAGUGAGUCGGAUGAACACAAAGCAAUCUUUUUAAUGGCUCAGUUGUUUGACUUGAAAUCGGGAAUUCAACUAACGGAGGAAAUGUUGGUACUGUCACCCGAAUUACCCAACCAUACACCGAGUAGCGAGGAAAAGGCAGCCAAGAUAUGGCUCAAGACAGUCGAUAUCUCGGCAUCCAGUUUGGAUGAUUUUAAAGACGGACUGUUGUUACUUCGAGCAUUGGAUCAAAUAUCGACGGGUAUUGUCAAUUGGAAAAAAGUGAAUAUGACGCCAUCCAACACAUUCUCAAUGACGGAAAACUGCAACUAUUGCGUCAAACUAGGUAAAGAUUUAAAGUUUUCAUUGGUUGGUAUUGCCGGCAAAGACUUUGUCGAUUGUCACAAGAAAUACUUGUUGUCGUUUGUGUGGCAGAUGAUGCGAUACAGCUGUAUGAAAAAGGUUAGUCUUAAAGGCAAGGAUGGCAAGGAGAUUACAGAAGGUGAUUUGGUGCAAUGGGCAAAUGCCCGUGUACAACAAGUAGCCAAAACCAACGACAAGGCCAGCAACAUUACAAUCAAAGGGUUUAGCGAUUCAGGUCUACGUGACGGUCUCUUUUUACUCGAUCUCCUCGAGUCUAUACACGCAGGCAGUAUUGACUACAAGUUGGUCGAACCUAAAAGUCAAGUCGACACGGAAGAGUCACGCAAAUCAAAUGCCAAGUAUGUCAUUAGCAUGGCUCGACGACUCGGUUCAACCGCCAUCAUUUUCUGGGAGGACAUUGUUCAAGCUAAAAGUAACAUGAUCAUGUUAUUCAUCUUGGAUCUAAUGUCUUUAACUUUAAAUCAAAAACCUUAA